Lactuca virosa is the source of this 1137-nucleotide messenger RNA. The record is from the annotation of a GenBank genome assembly. Lineage: Eukaryota; Viridiplantae; Streptophyta; Magnoliopsida; Asterales; Asteraceae.
AUGGAUCCGACCCUCCAAGCCGUGCUCGCCGCCAUGGCCAGCUUCACUUUCAUCUCCCUCCUCAUCUGCUUCUUCUACUUCAUCUGCCGGACAACCAGAAAUCGCCGCCGUGACCCGGAAUCUCGACCCCGAACCAGAGCGACCCGAACUGUACCCAAUCUCGGUACAUCAACCUCCUUCAUUAGCGUCGCCGAGAGCCAGCUGUUUGACCAGUCGUUAAAUCAGAUCGAGAUGUCCGACCUAGUCAAGGCGACUCGAAAUUUCUCUCCGGAUCUCAUCGUCGGCGACGGAAGCUUUGGGUUAGUUUACAAAGCCAACCUCCCUUGCGGUGUCACCGUCGCCGUGAAGAAGCUCGGCGCCGACGCCUUCCAAGGGUACCGAGAGUUUCGGGCUGAGAUGGAGACACUCGGAAAAAUCCGACACGAAAACAUCGUUAAGUUUUUCGGGUACUGCGCAACGGGAACGGAUCGGAUCCUGAUUUAUGAGUUUAUCGAAAAGGGUAGCCUCGACCAAUGGCUCUACGACACGUCAUCAGCCCAGAAUGACACGUCAACAGUAAGGUUACCGUUAUCUUGGAGUACAAGAAUCAAUAUCAUCAAAGGAGUAGCAAAAGGACUAGCAUUUAUGCAUAAUUUGGAUACACCCAUAAUUCAUAGAGACAUUAAAGCUAGUAAUGUUUUGUUAGAUGCGAAAUUCGAAGCUCAUAUUGCGGAUUUUGGGCUAGCUCGAAGAAUUGAGGGCUCGCAUUCCCAUGUCUCGACUCAGGUAGCCGGGACAAUGGGAUACAUGCCGCCAGAGUAUUUUUAUGGGGCUGCUUUGGCAACUGUUACCGGAGAUGUAUAUAGUUUUGGGAUACUCAUGUUCGAGGUUGCCACUUCUAGGCGACCGAAUUGGCCAAUGAAAGGCGAAAAUGGAAAAGAGAUUCGAUUGGUUGAAUGGGCUACAAAAAUGGUGUCACAAAAUCGGGAAAUGGAAAUGGUGGAUGUUAGUAUAUCGAAACAAGACUUAAAAGAGAGUGAAGUUUUGGAGUUCUUCAAGAUUGCUACAUUUUGUACUACCGAAGCACCCAAAUUACGACCUACUAUGAAUGAAGUUGUUGAGUUGUUGAACCGAGUUCAAGAUGAAGCUACAAGUUAA